Messenger RNA from Cimex lectularius (bed bug), 1529 nucleotides. It is a transcript of the gene pch2, whose product is annotated as pachytene checkpoint protein 2 homolog. The record is from RefSeq and is a predicted model, not a curated record. Lineage: Eukaryota; Metazoa; Arthropoda; Insecta; Hemiptera; Cimicidae. Bases 130 to 1434 code for a protein of 434 amino acids. Gene Ontology annotation, molecular function: ATP binding; ATP hydrolysis activity. Gene Ontology annotation, cellular component: chromosome; nucleus. Gene Ontology annotation, biological process: reciprocal meiotic recombination; meiotic recombination checkpoint signaling. The transcript has 9 exons.
CCAAUUCUGUGAUUCGGCCAAACGGUAAAGGUAAACACAUCGUUGAAUGUUGCUAAUACUAAACUUAAAGUUAAAAGAAAAAGUGUAACUGUUGCCUUAUAGACUCAAUACUUAAGCUUUAAAGUAAAUAUGAUUUCUAAUUUAAACAUUGAAGUAGUAGUCAAAGAGAACUGUCCACUAAAGAAUGAAGCACUUAUUUCGUCAGUGAAAAAUGAAUUAAAUGGAAAAAUUGUUCAAUUAGCAGAUAAAAUAACAAAUUUUGAUUUGGAUGUGCUAACCCAACAUGUUGAAUACAUUCGGAUCUGUGAAUUCUUCAAAUGCCCUUCAAAUCAGACUGAAUCCGACAGCAGUAAAUGCCAGGAAAAAAAAGAAAAAGACUCAAUAACAUUGGUGUCGGAUUUGCUAAAAAUAUAUUUUCUGCGGUUGAACAAUGAAGGUCCACAAUCAGAAACAAUCAGUGCAGAAAAUGAUGAUACAUUGGUGGCAAACUUCACAUUAUUGCCCUCAUCAUACUAUGAUGGGCUCUGGGAAGCUUUAAUUUUUGAUUCGAAUAUAAAGGACAAUUUACUUCAAUAUGCCCAGGCAAUGCUGCGCUACUCCAAAUGUGGAGUUGACCCCACAAUCGUCUCGUGCAACAGAGUGGUAUUGCUCCACGGACCCCCAGGAACAGGAAAAACAUCUCUUUGCAAAGCCCUCGCUCAGAAAUUAUCCAUCCGUCUUUCACAUGCAUUUUCUCAUGCCAUUCUCAUCGACAUUAAUACACACUCACUUUUUUCUAAGUAUUUUUCUGAGAGUGGUAAACUGGUCGCUAAGAUGUUCGAUAAGAUAAGAGAAUUAGCUUUUGAGUCAAAGACACUCGUUUGUGUUCUUGUCGAUGAAGUCGAGUCACUUACACACUGCCGAGAAACCACACGAUCUGGAAGUGAACCGUCUGAUGCUUUGAGAGUUGUCAACGCUGUACUUACAAACCUUGACAAUCUUAGCCACUUUUCCAAUGUUAUCACUUUCACAACAUCUAAUAUAACUAAAGCUAUAGAUAGAGCAUUUGUAGAUAGGGCUGAUUUAAGGGUGUUGAUUCCCAAUCCAAGCCCUUAUGGAAUAUACUCAAUUUAUUAUUCUUGUUUGAAAGAGCUGGUGCAGAAGGGUCUCAUCAUAGGUCCAUUACCGGAAAAAAUCCGUGAUAAGGAGACGUUUGAAAAUUUUUCCGGAUGUGAUUACAUCGAAGGCACAAAGUUGCUGAUAGAACUGUCCAAAGACAGUUACGGCCUCAGCGGUCGCACAUUGAGGAAAGUUCCACUACGUGUUCACGCGACUAUGAUACACCCAGAAGCACUGCCACUUUUUGUAAAUUUCUUAAAGUCCAUGUUUCUAGCUGUUAAAGUAAUCAAGGAGGAGGUAGACAAGUUCACCGAUUCUCACAUUACCCUGCAAUGAUCCAGCGGGAAUCAAACCUUUGGCUCUAUAUGCUGCUGCUCCAACCGCUUGCGCUACUGUGACUUCGAUCGCCCAGGCCACAAACUAUUCAUUUU